AGUCCAGCUUGCAAGUCGCCGAUCGCCGGUAUCUCCAUCAUUUCUACUGACAACUCUACCAAUUUCUCUAUCUCUGCAACAGCAAUAAUUGCUCAUUUCGAUCUUCUUCUUCGUUCUAUCAUGAUUUGAUUUGUUCUUCUAGGUUUAAUUGAUUUCUGAUUCAGAUUUAGUGAGAGAAAACCAGAAAUGGUGAGAGCUCCGUGCUGUGAGAAGACUGGAUUGAAGAGAGGACCAUGGGCGCAGGAAGAAGACGACCUUCUUAUCGAUUACAUCAACAAAAACGGCCAUGGAAGCUGGCGAUCUCUACCAAAACUCGCUGGUCUACUUCGUUGUGGGAAGAGUUGUCGUCUCCGGUGGACAAAUUACCUCCGGCCAGACAUCAAACGAGGUCCCUUCACCACUGAAGAAGAAAAACUUGUCAUCCAGUUGCACGCCAUCCUCGGUAACAGGUGGGCUGCUAUUGCUGCUCAGCUACCGGGGAGAACAGAUAACGAGAUCAAGAACUUAUGGAACACUCACUUAAGGAAACGUCUCGUGUCCAUGGGCAUUGACCCACAGACCCACGAGCCGUCUUGUUCGGACAGCCGGUUGAAACGACCCCCUGCCUCACCUUCCACCCGCCACAUGGCGCAAUGGGAGAGCGCCAGGAUGGAAGCCGAGGCACGGCUCUCGAUGGAGUCUUCGGCUUCGGUGUCGGUUCUACUUUCGUCACCUAACAAGAGUACCACCAGCACCGACUAUUUCCUACGUAUUUGGCAUUCAGAAGUCGGUGAAUCUUUCCAAAACCUCAACAAGGGGAAGAUGGGUUGUUUCAGCCCAGCUUCCCAAACCUCCGAGUCUAACACAACCAUAGAGACAGAACCUAAACCGUACCGUGAACCAGAACCACGGCUAGAUGGUGUAACUUUCUGCCAGGGAUUUACGCGUGCGUCGAGCCCGUGUGAAAUGGAAGAUUCAUCUGAUACUUCACUACAAUUGUUCUUUGAUUUUGCCGGGCUUAAUGAUAUGAGCUUCUUAGAAGCUCAGUUCAACUAAAAUCCUUUCGGGAUCUAUUUUGGUAGUGACGCUUGUUGUGGUAUAUAUGAAGACCCGUGUUUGUUUUUUUAAAGUCUUCAAUGUAUUUUAAUCAGUCGUAAACGUAAUGACAUUUUGAAGAAAACUUCACAUGUAUAUAGAAAGAGUGUGGUUGGGUUCUUGUGAGAA
Molecule: messenger RNA, 1203 nt
Organism: Cynara cardunculus var. scolymus (artichoke)
Lineage: Eukaryota; Viridiplantae; Streptophyta; Magnoliopsida; Asterales; Asteraceae
Product: transcription factor MYB41-like
Exons: 3
Coding region: 187-1035 (282 amino acids)
Source: RefSeq, a predicted model, not a curated record